This is a messenger RNA of Orussus abietinus, 1481 nucleotides long. RefSeq names its product queuine tRNA-ribosyltransferase catalytic subunit (gene Tgt). Gene Ontology annotation, molecular function: tRNA-guanosine(34) queuine transglycosylase activity. The transcript has 7 exons. Bases 215 to 1459 code for a protein of 414 amino acids. The record is from RefSeq and is a predicted model, not a curated record. Lineage: Eukaryota; Metazoa; Arthropoda; Insecta; Hymenoptera; Orussidae. Gene Ontology annotation, cellular component: cytosol.
ACAUACGAAAUGGCCAGGAAUGGCUGAGAACAUUACACAAUUUAAAAGUAUUUAAGUAAUACAUGAAAAUAACCGUGAAAAACUAAUUAUUGGCUUCAUACUUCUGUUGUAAACCUAACCUCUCAGUAGUCGCAAUCAGCCGCUAAACGUGCCGUCAAAGAACUACAACGAUUCAGGAAUUGAUAAUUUAAACUUACAAAAUGUUUUACCAACAAUGCAUGGAUUUUUUCGGUUGUUAAACAAAGUCAGUGCGAAUUGUUUGCAGCCAAAAAUGGCAAUGGAGAAACGAUUGCCACUGACUUUUGAGGUUUUUGCUGAGUGCUCUUCUUCGAAAGCUAGGAUCGGAAGAAUCAUCCUUCCACAUCAUGAAGUAGACACACCAGUUUUCAUGCCUGUUGGCACACAGGGUACAUUGAAAGGUUUAUUGCCUCAACAAUUAGAGCAGCUAAAUUGUCAGAUCAUUCUUGGUAACACCUAUCAUCUUGGUAAUAGACCAGGUACUCAGAUUCUAAAACAAGCUGGGGGUUUGCACAAAUUUAUGAAUUGGAAUAGGGCACUACUGACCGAUUCUGGUGGUUUCCAAAUGGUGUCCUUGUUAAAACUCGCAGAAAUAACGGAAGAAGGAGUCAAAUUUAAAUCACCGUACAAUGAAUCAGAGUGUAUGUUAACACCAGAACAUUCCAUAGAAAUUCAAAAUACAAUAGGGGCAGACAUAAUUAUGCAACUGGAUGAUGUUGUUAAAACAACAACAACUGGACCAAGAGUAGAAGAGGCAAUGAAUAGAACAGUAAGGUGGGUUGAUCGAUGUCUUGAAGCCCACCAAAGAGGUGACGAACAGAGCAUAUUUCCUAUCGUUCAAGGUGGUCUUGAUCCAAAAUUAAGAUCAGAAUGUGCAAAACAACUAGCAGAAAGAAAAGUUAAUGGGUAUGCCAUUGGUGGAUUAAGUGGUGGAGAAAGUAAAAACGACUUCUGGAGAAUGGUACACCUGUCGACUGCUAAUUUACCAAAGGACAAACCUCGGUAUCUUAUGGGAGUUGGUUUUGCAGUUGAUCUUGUAGUAUGUAGCGCACUUGGCAUUGAUAUGUUCGAUUGUGUAUUUCCAACAAGGACUGCGAGAUUCGGUUGCGCUUUAAUACGAACUGGACAACUGAAUUUGAAACAAGGAAUAUACACCAAAGAUUUCAGGCCCAUUGAUGAAAAUUGUGAAUGCAUCACCUGUAAAACUCACACACGUGCUUACUUGCACCAAAUAGUGACAGAAGAGACUGUAGCUUGCCACCUCUUAACCAUACAUAACAUUGCUUUUCAAAUGAAACUGAUGAAUGAUAUAAGAAGUAGUAUAAGAGAAGAUAAGUUUCCUAAUUUUGUUCAGGAAUACAUGAUCACUGCAUAUCCUGAUAAAGAUUAUCCUAAAUGGAUAAUAGAUGCACUACAAGCAGUAAAUAUCAAUCUGCUAUAAGCCAUAAAAGUAAACCAUACAU